GAAAACGUUUGUGGUUUGUUCAAACAUUAUAACGGUCUGAGUCUCAGUGGCAAGCACCCGCUCUAGAAAGUCGAGUUUGUUAGCCUACCUUAUUCCUGUCCUUUUUCCAAGAUGAACAGAAUUAUUCUCCAGCUUUUUGCACUCGGAUUCUGCUUUGCAGUCGUUCAAGCUCUGACGUGCUACAAAUGCGAAUUUGGCGUUGGUAACUUCUGCAUUACCAGCCAAACUACAUGUGACAGCGGAGAACUAUGCUUCAGUGGUGUCGCGAAAGCAGUUGGUGUCUUGGAUAUCAAGAAAAAGGGCUGUUCAGCAGUGGCCAAAUGCAACGGCACCGAACAAAGUACCGUCGGCGGCAACACCACCGUCUACAGCCUGACCACGACAUGCUGCAACACCGACCUGUGCAAUGCUGCGCCCGGUCUGCCCGGGACCUCCGCUCUGAGCCUGGCCCUCGCCACCAUCACUGCUCUGUUUGUGGCCAACGUCCUAGUUUGAAAGAAAUACAGCGGAAGAUGGAUAACCCAAAGUGCACACAAACACACACACACUUAUUGCACACACACCAGCACUACAAUGAUUAAAUGCUCUCUCCUCAGACAUGUGUUGUUUUUUUGUUUUUGUUUUUUAAACGUAUGGGUCUUGUGGUCACUAUUCUUGAUCUACACACAAAUUUUAUAUCAGUUUAAAUUCCCUCUUUUCUUUUUGUAUUUAGAUUACUCCGUAAGCUAUCCCAGUCCUCAUUUUACUAUAAGAGAUAUUAAAUUCUUAGUUGACAAUUUAAAGUGUAACACAAGACAUCAAAGAUGAUACAAGUAGUCCACCACUUGUCUAACAUGCCCUGUAAUUUACUUUCUCAAUUUGAAAAAUGUGUGGAAUUAAGUUCAUAUUCAUGAAUCACAUGGUAGGCAUUUCACUGCGUGACUAAAUAGUUUUUGUAGGUGAAUUAGUACAAGUCAAAAGAAUAAUCCAACAUUUUGGGAAAUGUGCUUAUUUGUUUUAUUUGCGUUUUAUGGCGCUACAGCCAGUAGCCAUUAGUUUAGCAUAAAGACUGGAAACGGGAAAUGGCUAGCUUGGGACAGUCUAAAGGUAAAAAUUGUGGCUACUAGCACCUCCUAAAGUGCACAAACUAUCUAAGAGUUUAAAAAACAACAAAUUGUGUUUUAUUUUAUAUAAUUUUUUUUUUUAACCCACACGUAACUUUACUAUUGAGCUUUUAAAGCUGGUAGUGAUUUUGUUUUACAAGUGGACACAGCCAGGCUAGCUGUUUUCCCUGUUUCAAGUCUUUAUGCUAAGCUAAUAGUCUGCUGGUUGCGAAUUCAUGUUUACUGUGUGUGUGCGUGCGUGCGCGCGCGCGCGCACACACACACACACACACACACACUGGUAUUGUUCUUCUCAGCUAACUAUGCAAAACGAGGAUUAAUCGUACUUAACAAAAUGUUGAACUAUUCCUUUUAGUUUGUUGCUGUUGACCCACUGCGUUGUAAUUUUUAAAGUCAUAACAUUGUCUAUCUAUCUAAAGCUCCUAUGAACAUUUAUGUUUCUUGUAAUUUCAUUUAUUGCCAUUUGUUCACUUUGUAAACGUGUUGCUAACAUAAUGUAAAUCGUCUCUUGGCUUAUGUCUGGUAGUGUCUGUGAAAAUAUUUCUCUUUGGUUAGCUUGUUCACACAAAUAGCUUCAUCAGUUCUGUGUCUAACCGGUUAUUUAAACUAUGGUGUAAAAGCUUUGUUUAUCUUGUUAGUUUUGGAUAUGUGAAAUGUGUGGGGAACGUGAUUAACUUGAAUCAUGUUUGUAGAUCUUGAAAUGUAAUUGAGAUUGCAGAAAUUUUAGACAAUCUUUAGAUAUUCUAUAUUUAACACAUCAUUGAAGUUGAAUUCCUGAAAUUGACACUUUUGGCAUUAUUUUCUGAAAAAGAAAUGUGUAGCUGUGUCAAAAUUUUGGUAUGCAAACAAUUUGAAGAAUGCAAUAAAUAUACAAAUUGGGGAAAACGGAA
Messenger RNA from Perca fluviatilis (European perch), 1993 nucleotides. It is a transcript of the gene spaca4l, whose product is annotated as sperm acrosome associated 4 like. Gene Ontology annotation, molecular function: transmembrane receptor protein serine/threonine kinase activity. Lineage: Eukaryota; Metazoa; Chordata; Actinopteri; Perciformes; Percidae. The transcript is spliced from 3 exons. The record is from RefSeq and is a predicted model, not a curated record. Bases 112 to 495 code for a protein of 127 amino acids. Gene Ontology annotation, cellular component: membrane.